Molecule: messenger RNA, 696 nt
Organism: Drosophila novamexicana
Lineage: Eukaryota; Metazoa; Arthropoda; Insecta; Diptera; Drosophilidae
Product: protein D2
Exons: 2
Coding region: 27-683 (218 amino acids)
Source: RefSeq, a predicted model, not a curated record
AACACAGUCUUGACGCUGCAACCGCCAUGUGGACCAAGUGCAGUCGUUUGCUGUGCCUCUGCCUGUGCGUGGGCCAGUGCCUGCUGGUCAUUGGCAAUCCGUCGGAAACGAAUGUGAGCAAGUUCCUCAGGCACUUGGACGUUAUACCCGAUCUUAUAGAUGUGGGACCCCAAGAGUUUCUCAAUGUCACCUACAUGGGCAACAUACGUGCCGAUCGCGGGGUCGAGCUGCAGCCGCUGCAGGUGCGGGAUGAGCCGACGGUCCAGUGGAUCGCCGGCAAGGAUGAUUACUAUACGCUGCUGAUGACCGAUCCGGAUGUGCCAGAGAAAAUGUAUCCGCAGCUCAAGGAGUAUCUGCACUGGCUGGUCGUCAAUAUACCUGGCGGCCAAAUGUCGCUCGGUGAUGUCCGUGUUGGUUAUGUGGGCGCCACGCCCCCCAAAGGCAGUGGGCUACAUCGUUACGUGUUUCUGCUGUACAAGCAGCCGGAUUAUCUAAACUUCGACAUCGAACAUGUGCCCAAGCACAGCGAGAGCAGCCGCAUCAAAUUCAGUACCCGACAAUUUGUGCGCAAGUAUAAUCUAGGCUUCCCCCUGGCUGGCAAUUUCUUUACCAGCGAGUGGAGCAAAGAUGUGCCGAGCUUGCACAAGGCCUUCCAGACCAAUGGAGAGACGUUGUCGUUUUAGGUAAUCAGCAAUG